UGUGAAAAAAAAACAUUUCAUGUCCAUUUUUCUCACUUCAAUAUUGAUCCCGAUGUUUUUUGUUUUUGUUUUCUGUUUUCGAAAAGCCGAUAAAAAAACAACUGUUUCUUGGUGAUGUAACGAACAAUUGAUAUGAUGAUGAUGAUUAAUAUUAAGACUUGAAAUUUUAUUGGAAAAUAAUAAUAAUCGGCUUUGUUUUGACAUUAUCAAAAAGAAAAAUGAUGUGUUAGUUUUUCUCACUUUAUGGCUUGAAUCGAAAUCAUCGAUCGAUCGAUCUAUCAAUAAUUUCUUAUUUACUUCCUUUUGUUUUUUUUCAUCACCACUGCAUAAACGACUUUGAAAUUGUUGAAAAAUCCCAAAUAAUAAAAGACAAACAAACAACAAUGACAACAAUGGAAAGAGCUACACCAACAACGUUCGAUCCAAGAGUAUCACAAUCAUCAACAUCGACACAUCAAUUUUCAUCAUCAUCAACAAUUAAUGGUAUUGGUGUCGAUCUAAUCGACGAUGAAAGUGAAGCUAAUCUCCAUUCAUUUCAAGGAAAUGAAGCUGGACAAGAUCUUGAUUAUGAACCAGCAUUAGAGUUUGAUGAUACAGAAUUAGCAAAAGCAACGAUUGAAUUAGCAACAACUACAACACCAAUAUCAACAACAGCAGCAACAUCAAUAACAACUCAAUCAUUUUAUAUGUAUCAUAAUAAUAAUAAUAAUAAUAUUAACGAUACAAUGAAUAAUAUUUGUACAGGUGUGGUGCCUGUUACAUCAUCAAUUGUUUCCGGUACCUGUAUAAAUUAUCAUCAUCAUAUUGUACAUGAUGAUGAUAUUGUUGAUGGAUCUUUAAUAUUAGAUGAUAAUCCAUUGUUCAGUAUCGAUUCAACCACUCAUUUUGAUGAUGAUGAUGAAGAUCAUCCUUAUUGUGAUAAAAUCCGUGAUGAUUCAUACUACGAAAAUAAUGCUGAUAAUAAUAAUAACAAUAAUAAUAAUGAAAAUGAUUCGGAUCAUAGUGAUAAUAAUAAAUCAUCAUCAAAAUCUCAACUUCCCAUUUCGAAUGGCUUCCUUGAAAAAUUGACAACAAAUUCCAAUGAUAAUCAUAAUGACCAACAACAAUCGAAUAUGAACAAUUACAAUGACGAUAAUGAUGAUCAUUCGAUACAAAAUCAAUCGACCAUUCAGGCAACAAGACCAACAAAUCUUCAAUGUUUAAAUAAUCUUAAAAAUCAAUCAUCAUUAUCAACACCGAUCGUUCCGAUUGAUGUUUCAUCCAUCUAUCUUCAUUCACCGGAUGAAUUGUUGGAAGAAAAUUUUGAAGAAGCAUUACGUGAACAAUAUACAUCAUUACCGCCAUUAGAUCCGGCAUUUGAUCUUGCCCUUUCCGGCGGCGAUUGUGAUGAAAAUUUUGAUGACAUAACUAAACAUGGAAUUGUUGGCGUUGCUGGUGAUGAUAAAUUUGCUAGAAAAAUUAUAACCAUUUAUGCUUGUCGUUUACCAUCAAAUAAGACAUUUAAUUAUGCAAAAUUUCUUAGAUAUCUUUUACGUACAUUGGAUCGAUAUGUUGAAAAUGAUUAUGCACUUGUCUAUUUUCAUCAAGGAUUAACAAGCGAUAAUAAACCAUCAUUUGGUUGGCUAUGGCAAGCAUAUCGAGCUUUUGAUCGUAAAUAUAAAAAGAAUCUAAAAGAAUUAUUUAUCGUUCAUCCAACAUCAUUCAUUCGCAUUGUAUUACAAUUGUUUCGCCCAUUUUUAUCGGCUAAAUUUGGCCGAAAACUCCAUUACAUAAAUCAUCUCGAUGAAUUACGUGCUCAUCUACAUCUAGAACGGAUACAUAUCCCUCAAUCAGUUUUCGAUCAUGAUAAAAAACAGCUUAAAUCUCGUGUGUUUGGACGAUUUAAAAGUAGUGCCAGUAACAAUUCAUUGAACCGUUCUUGUGUAUCAUAUCCGAACACUCAACAAUUUCGUGUAGCACUUGAUGUUCUAAUUGAGCAGAAUGGGGGUGAUCCGAUACCGCGAACAAUUAGAACAUGUGUCAAAUUUUUGGAACAAGAUUCAUCAUUGGAUGUGGAAGGUGUAUUUCGACGUUCGGCCAAAGUUAAUAUCGUAAAAAAUGUUCAACAAUCAUUCAAUUUGGGUGAAAAUGUCAAUUUCGAAAGUUUGAUUGCUAACACCGAGAUGUCGCUCGAAUCAACUGUUCAUGUUGCUGCCGUUAUUGUGAAAUCAUUUUUGCGCGAAUUACCAGAACCACUUUUAACGUUUCAAUUGUAUGAAGAUAUAAUUAAUUUUCAACAGAUAUCUGGUGGACCUUCACCCGAACAACGUCAAGAAAAAUUAUCCUUUGCAAAGAAUCUAGUCCUUAAUCGUCUACCAGAACCAAAUUAUCAACUACUCAAAUAUAUCAUUGAAUUUUUAGUCAAAGUAAUGGACCAUUCAGAAUUCAACAAAAUGACUGCAUCGAAUUUGGCCAUUGUUUUCGGACCAAAUUUAUUAUGGUCAAACAAAACAAAUCAAACAUUGGAUUCAUCAUUGGAUUCUAUUACAGCAAUCAAUAGUUUUACGGAAUUUCUAUUGCGCAAUAAAGAGCAAAUCUUUAUCAGAUAAUUCUUACUAAUAUUUAUCAUAUUGAAUAUCAUCAACAUCAUAUUUGUUAUUACAGAAGGUCUACAACAGACAACAUUUAUCAAUAACGAAAAUUCUUGAUCUUAAU
Dermatophagoides pteronyssinus (European house dust mite) is the source of this 2694-nucleotide messenger RNA. Its product is annotated as rho GTPase-activating protein 1-like. Gene Ontology annotation, biological process: negative regulation of endocytic recycling; small GTPase-mediated signal transduction. Gene Ontology annotation, molecular function: GTPase activator activity. Gene Ontology annotation, cellular component: cytoplasm. Lineage: Eukaryota; Metazoa; Arthropoda; Arachnida; Sarcoptiformes; Pyroglyphidae. The record is from RefSeq and is a predicted model, not a curated record.